Molecule: messenger RNA, 1631 nt
Organism: Megachile rotundata (alfalfa leafcutting bee)
Lineage: Eukaryota; Metazoa; Arthropoda; Insecta; Hymenoptera; Megachilidae
Gene: Sirt2
Product: Sirtuin 2
Cellular component (GO): nucleus
Molecular function (GO): histone deacetylase activity, NAD-dependent; NAD+ binding
Source: RefSeq, a predicted model, not a curated record
AAAUCAGAGUUUUUAAAUUUUAUUCUUUUUCAGUUAUGACGUUCAGUAGAAAUGACUAUAAAUAGUAAGAAUCAUAUUUUUAAAAACAUUAUUAGUUAUUGCAAGAAGACAAAGUUCACGAGGUGCUGCUAUUUGCUCGAGCGCGCGAGUGGCGUUUCGUUAGUACAUUUUGAUCAUACGUUCAAGUGAAUUCAUGAAUAAUAUUUUGUUAUUAGCACAUUCGUAUCGCACAGAAAUUUUGUUACACCUUUAAGGACGACUCUGAAAACAUGUCUGAACAUAAUGAUGACACGGAAAAGGAAAAUAAACCUAAUGAGAAGCCGACACAUAGUUCAAGUUCAGACCAAGAAGAGAUAGAAGAUACCGACAUGGAGAUGAUACGUAAAUUUGUAGCACAAAAAUUAAAAAUUUUUGAUGAUAGUGAACACUCAGCUGACAGUGAACAUUCAGAUGAUAAUGAACAUUCACACCAAAAGGUGCUACGCGAAGUUAGCUUAGAAGGAAUAAUAGAAUAUAUUAAGGAAAAAGAAAACUGCAAAAUUGUUACUAUGGCUGGAGCUGGUAUCUCCACCUCUGCAGGAAUUCCUGACUUUCGUUCACCAUCAAGUGGACUCUAUCAUAAUUUAGAGAAAUAUAAUUUGCCUUAUCCUCAAGCUAUUUUUGAAGUGGAUUUUUUUACGGAAAAUCCAGAACCAUUUUUUACACUUGCACGGGAAUUGUUACCUGAUAGUUUUAAACCUACACCAUCGCAUUACUUUAUUCGUCUUUUGCACGAGAAGGGAUUACUUUUGCGACAUUAUACACAAAAUAUUGAUACUUUAGAGAGAAUGGCUGGUUUACCUCCUGAAAAAUUAGUAGAGGCUCAUGGAACAUUCGAUACUGGUAGAUGUCUCAAAUGUAAAGCUGUCUAUACUCUUCCAUGGAUGAAAGAGAAGAUUGUGGAAGGUCUUGUACCAAAAUGUGAAAAGUGCAAAGAGGGUGUGGUAAAACCUGAUAUAAUUUUCUUUGGAGAAAAGUUAUCUGAAAAAUUUUAUUUUCUUGCGGCUAAAGAUUUUCCACAAGCAGAUCUCUUAAUAAUUAUGGGAUCAAGUUUGGUUGUUGAACCUUUUGCAUCUUUGGUAGAUAGGGUUCGUUCAAAUUGUCCACGCUUACUGAUCAAUAAGGAAAAAGUGGGUAUGCGAGACCGUCUAUUACGACUUCUAGGACUGCGGGAAGGAUUGAACUUUAAUGCACGCAACGGUCGCGAUGUUGCUUGGUUAGGUGACUGCGAUACAGGUUGUCAAGUACUAGCAGAAAAAUUGGGUUGGGGAGAGGAACUAAAAGAUUUGAUAGAAAAAGAACGCGAACGUUUGGAAACGGAAAGUGCCAGCCAGAGUUCAUCGCAUUAAGGAUGAAAGCAUAACUUCCAACACAUAUUUUUUGAAAAUUAGUAAUUGCUAUUCAUAUUGCGAAUAUAUUUUGUUGAUGAUAAUAUCGAAGCAGUAUAAUAAUUAUUGCUCAAGAAUGUGUAAAUAGUUUAUUCCGUAAUAUAGCGUAUGGCGACGAUGUAAUUGCAGGACAAAUAUGAAUUUUGGCAGUUGAAUCAUGUGUACAAAUAAAACAGAGUAAAAUAUAAUAUAAUACAAAAAUUA